Molecule: messenger RNA, 1524 nt
Organism: Naegleria lovaniensis
Lineage: Eukaryota; Heterolobosea; Eutetramitea; Acrasida; Naegleriidae
Exons: 1
Coding region: 1-1524 (507 amino acids)
Biological process (GO): GPI anchor biosynthetic process
Cellular component (GO): membrane; endoplasmic reticulum
Source: RefSeq, a predicted model, not a curated record
AUGGGAGUAAUCAUUGAUCAUCCUUCAAGUCAUGACAAUUUUUUACAACAACCAAAUACGACAUCAGUGGAUGUGGUGAUCAAGAAAGUGGUUAGGCAAUCAGAUUUCAAACAUGGAAAGCUUUCACAACAAGAUACGCUUGUUGGAAAAAUUAAAUUUGAAAUGGAUAGUAAUGACUCGGAAUCUCAAAAUUAUUGCAAUUUAACACGAAACAAUUGUUUACAAGAUGGACAGGAGAAAAUAUUUAUUGUGUUACGAGUUGAUACAAGGACGCAUUCUCUUAAAAUUUGUAAUUUAUUUUUAAAUGGAAUAGAUAUUUGUAGGACCAAUAGCGUUGGUAUUUAUUGUAUAUAUUACCAAGACGGAGUGAAAUACAAUUCUUAUACCAAGGAUGGAGAAAUGAGUGAGAGUUGUACAACUUUUUUAGAUUGUAUCAAUAAUGAGUCAAACAAUACAAAGAUAGAAAAGACUCACUCCUAUUUAGAAGAGGAGCAUCAAUCUCUUAUCGGCAGUACAUGGUGGAGAUGCAUUUCAUCAAGAAUUCAUGACCCAAUCACCUUAAAUUCAAUUGUGGACAUUAUUUUGGGUUUUUUAUUUGCGUACUUUAUUUAUUCGCUUUAUUAUACAGACGCCUUUAGCAAAGCUAAGAAUCAAUUUCUAAUCAUUUACGAAGGAUUUUUCAAAAUGGUAGUAAAUCAUUUUGAGUGGCUAAUUCGAGACAGCAAUCCUGGAGGAUUUAAGCUGAAUCGACAACUCAACUUGUUAUUGGGGAAUAUGGCUAUUGGGGGAAUCACAUGGUGGAAAUCACUUUUCGAAUUAUGUUAUUCUCUCGUAGCUGACAAUGAGACUGUUAUAUUGCUAUCUAAAAAUUUGACGCUAACUGUAGUUAUUGCCUGUUGCAUGACAGGCUUUUCCACGCUUAUUGCAGCAGUAUCUGACUGUUUCAUGUUAGCCUCUGUAAAUAUUCUACUUUUCUACAGAAUAACUAGGAGGCUCUAUUCACAACUCAUACAGAUUACCCUUUCUCUUUGGAGAUUAUUUAGAGGAAAAAAGAAUAACCCUCUCAGAAAACGAUUAGACAAUUGUGACGACUAUAGCAAUGAGCAGCUCGUGCUUGGUACAAUACUUUUCACAAUUUGCAUUUUUCUAUAUUUUACUGUUGCGGUGUAUUAUUUUACCUUUGCAUUUCUAUUUUAUAUGUUGGUAAUUAUCAGAAAGACACUUUUUUCAGUCAUAGUAUUCAUUCACAACUUCCCAAUUGCCACACUGCUCAAUAUCAAUGGACGAAGAAACAGAGGAGUGUACUAUCAACACUUAUUCACUGAUCCCACCACAAACACGAGCUAUUUGAAAAUGACAAGCACGACCAUGUCACUUUCAGAAACCAUGCAACCUCUAAAGCAACAAUUAUUGACACAGGUCAUUAAUGCAAACACUUGUCCAGCACACCAAGAUCAUCUCGAAGAAACAAGUUCCAACGUUAUUGUAAGGUUAUUAUUUGGUUAUCCAUUGUUUUACCACUAG